GGUGGGUACCAGUGGGUAGACACUUCUCAUUCAAAAACUAGUCUCUAUAUGUAGCAAUUGAUAUACAACCUUAUCCCUUAAGCAAUAAAGUGCAUUUUGGAUUGAUUUCACUACAGCAGGGGAACCCGCGGAUCAAUACCACCAUACUAAAAAUAAUUGUUAGUGUCCUUAUGUUGGUAGUAUUGUUAGUUUGACAAAUGAAAAAAAAUGUCUGUCAAUUGAGUUUGAGUUUUUAACCGGCGAAUUGAUUCGUGUGAAGUUAUUUUCUCAGAUUUGGUGCAAUAUUACUGUAAAUAAACUUUUCUGUCGUUUACGUUGAGUUGAUUAAGUUCCUCCGUAUCGGGCGUGAUAAAGUUUGCUGUUCAGUGUUAUGUUUUUUGUGAGAUAGAGACUCUUUUAAAUAAGCUGUGUUUCAACUUCUACAGAAGUUUAAACUCUUAUUUACUUUUCUGUUUAAUGGGUAUGUUAUCUACUUACUUGAAAUAUUAGAUCUAUUACAAAUCUAUUAUUCAUUAAAAACAACCCUAUGUGAUGAAAAUGUAAAUGUACUUUCAAAACUGGUAAAUGCAUGAACCAGGGCAUUGACACUGGUUGGAGAGAAAUUAUAGGCUUUGUUUAAUUAAUACCUAUUUCAUUUUAGGCUUCUACUGAUAAUGGAGAGUAGAAACAACAAGAAGUGCGUUAUUUGUAAUAAGAGGCGAAGUCGUGAUGGAUCACCCUUACUUUUGAGUAGGUUUCCUCUGGAUUCUGACCGUUGUCGAAUGUGGGUUAAAAAUGCUGGCAUAGAAGACUUAGCAUAUGUACCUAUUGAAAAGUUACACCAACUGAAGUUUGUUUGUGGUGGGCACUUCACUCCUGAAUCCUUCAAUGCCAAAGGAACUCGGCUGAAGAACUCAGCUAUUCCAACACUGGAAUUGAGCAAUCCCAUCUUGCCAGAUGAAGUUUUGACAGAGUUUCCUCUUCAUGUAAAAGACUCCAAUAAAGAAAACCUCAAGACAGUUCUUUAUGAUCAUUCAUAUUGCAUUCCAAAGAAGUCAAAUCCAGUUGAACGAGUUCCCCUUACAACUACAACCAAACAACUAAAUUCAACAUGUUUGGGAGCUGUGGAUAUACCAGAUUCUGGUAUUUCUGCGAAAACAACUUUUGAACCUCUUCCUUCUACUUCCAAUGCACCAGAACAUAUGACCUAUAAACCCAUUACUCAUGAUGAUAAAAACAUUUGCCAUCAAGAUGCACAGGCAGAAAUAUUAGUCCACAGUUAUAAAAGACCUAAGAAAAACAUUGAAAUGAAAGACACUUCAUCAACAUUUACAAUUAAAGAGAAGAGGCUUUGGCGACAGUUACAAAAUGCAAAAAAAACAAUAAGAAAUAUAGCGAAGUCAAGAGUGAAUUUAGACAAGUUAGAUUCGGAAGUGCUGACAUCGUUAGUAAAGGAUGUAGUGCAGAAUAACAAAAAAAAGUCACAAGGAAAAAGGUGGACUUUAGCCAACAAAAUAUAAUUAUGCUUUGGCUAUAUUUAAA
This is a messenger RNA of Ostrinia nubilalis (European corn borer), 1521 nucleotides long. Its product is annotated as THAP domain-containing protein 5-like. NCBI's taxonomy places the organism in Eukaryota, Metazoa, Arthropoda, Insecta, Lepidoptera, Crambidae. The record is from RefSeq and is a predicted model, not a curated record. The coding region runs from base 654 to 1499 and encodes 281 amino acids. The transcript has 6 exons.